AUGUAUUUUGAAAACAAUAGACAAGUUGGAAGCAUUGCUUUGGUUCUCAUUUCCAGUUUUUUUAUUUAUGGACAUGGCCGCCUCAUCGAAUCCUGCUGCACCACCACCUUAUACCCACAAAUAUGUUACUCCACCCUCUCCUCCUCCUCCUUCCUAGCAACUAAAAAAGACAUCAUCCAACUCACCAUCAAUAAAACAAAGGACAUCAUCCAAAACAACUUCCACGCCAUAAACAACCUCCUCACCCCCACCACUACAAAACGCACCAAAAUAGCUCUUCAUGACUGCUUAGACAUGUUACUUCGGACACUAGAAGCACUUGACACCGUCAUGCAAUACCUAGCCACCUAUAAUCCAACUAACAAAUAUUCUCUAAUUAGGCAACACGUCGACCACCUCAAAACCCUCAUCAGCACCACCAUCACCAAUAAGGAAACAUGCUUGGAUGGCUUCUCCCAUGAUAAACCCUUUGCCAAAUCAAUCAUCCAACCCCAGCUGGACCACGGGGGAAAGAUGUGUAGCAACGUGCUUGCUAUGAUCAACAACAUGACCGAUACAGAUAUGAUGCACGCAAACCAGCUGAAUAAUAUUCUAGGAACAACAACAAGAAGAAGAAGAAGAAGAAAGUUAAAGGAGGUGGACUUGUGGCCCCAGUGGUUGUCUGCAAGAGAUAGGAAACUGUUAUGGUGGUCAGUAGUGACGCCAAAUGUGUUUGUGGCCAAAGAUGGUCAUGGAAACUAUACAACGGUAGAGGCAGCAGUUGCAGCAGCCCCAUUGGGAAGCAAGAGCAGGUACAUAAUAAAGAUAGGGGCAGGCGUGUACAAUGAGUACAUUGAAAUUCCAAAAAAGAAAACCAAUAUAAUGCUUAUCGGGGAUGGAAGAAGUACCACCAUUAUUACGGGAAACAAGAGCGUGGCUGGGGGCAGCACAACCACCAAAUCUGCAACCGUAGCUGCUCUGGGUGAUGGAUUCUUGGCAAAAGAUAUAACAUUUCAAAACACAGCGGGACCAUCAGGGAGUCAAGCCGUGGCACUACUAGUUGCAUCUGAUUUAUCUGCAUUUUAUCGAUGUUCUAUGCUAGGCUACCAAGACACCCUUUAUGUCCACUCCAACCGUCAAUUCUAUGUCAACUGCCAGGUGGUGGGUACAGUUGAUUUCAUUUUUGGCAAUGCUGCCGUCAUCUUCCAAUUCUGUGACAUCCAGGCCCGUCGCCCCAAUCCUGGGCAAGGGAAUAUGAUCACUGCUCAAGGAAGAACCGAUCCUAACCAAAACACGGGCAUUGUGAUUCAAAAAUGCAAAAUCGGUGCGACAUCCGACCUGAAACCUGUUCAAGCCAAUUUUUCUACGUAUCUUGGAAGGCCAUGGAAGGAGUAUUCAAGAACGGUGGUGAUGCGAUCUUUAAUUGAUGAGGUGAUAAAGCCUGCAGGAUGGUCCCCUUGGGAAGGAGAUUUUGCACUAGAAACAUUAUAUUAUCGAGAAUACCGAAACAUAGGACCUGGUGCAGAUACGUCUAAGAGGGUGGGAUGGAAGGGUUGGGGUGUGAUUAAGAGUCGUAGCGAGGCCAUACCUUUUACUACGACAACCUUCAUUAAUGCUUGGAAUUGGUUGCUAUCCACCGGUUUCCCUUUCUGGCCUGGUUUGUAA
Messenger RNA from Cynara cardunculus var. scolymus (artichoke), 1644 nucleotides. Its product is annotated as pectinesterase-like. NCBI's taxonomy places the organism in Eukaryota, Viridiplantae, Streptophyta, Magnoliopsida, Asterales, Asteraceae. The record is from RefSeq and is a predicted model, not a curated record. The transcript is spliced from 4 exons. The coding region runs from base 1 to 1644 and encodes 547 amino acids. Gene Ontology annotation, biological process: cell wall modification. Gene Ontology annotation, molecular function: pectinesterase activity; pectinesterase inhibitor activity.